Phascolarctos cinereus (koala) is the source of this 6395-nucleotide messenger RNA. NCBI's taxonomy places the organism in Eukaryota, Metazoa, Chordata, Mammalia, Diprotodontia, Phascolarctidae. The record is from RefSeq and is a predicted model, not a curated record.
CUACAGUGCUUCUUAAAUCAGUAUGGGUGAAGGGGUAAGUGUUUUUACCUGUGGGGAGAGGGAAUUACCCGAUCCUCAGGAAAAUCAAGUUUACUGUAACUUGACUAAAUAAACAGCGACAUAAUCUAGUUCUUCCAUUUUUCACGGGGGGUGGGUGGGAGUAGGAGGGAGGGAAGGUAGAGAGGUAGAGAUGGGGUCCCCUUUUUCUCGCUCUCUUCCCUAGACCACACAUUGUCUUCCAUUCUUGGGCAGGCCCCUCUUUUCUCCUCUGGGGCAAGAACUAAAGAAUGAUUUCAUUGCUCUCCCUCCGGGCUGCCAGGCAGGAAACGCUCUCAGCGCUCGGAUAAGCCUGCAUUUGGAAAGGGGAAAAAAAAAAAGGAAAAGGAAAAGAGAAAAAAAAAAAGGAACAAAGCCAGAAAAACUUGACCAGAGGCGCUCGCUCUGAGCCCAGCAGGAUUACUACAGGUUUCCAGUUUCCUAGAAACAUGGAUCCGACCCCCACAUAGCUGGGCUUGUGGGCGGUGUUUUUAAAUAUAUGCUAAUACAGCUGACAGGAGGUGCAGCCCGGGCUCGCUCUUCCCUAGUCGUCCCUGACGGCGAACCGGGAGGUAGGCAAAGCUCGCGGAGACGGCGGCUCCGACGUGCAUGGCCUUGGGCCGCCCCGGGCUCGGCCGAGCCGCUGAGUUCGUCCAUGCCGGCCACUGCCUUUGUCGUCCGGCACUAAGGGAGACAUGCGCCUCUGAGAAUGGAGAUCAAGGACUCCGGCAGCGUGGUGCUGACAGCCUACCACUCUUACGCACCGUCUAGGCUGCCCAGAGUCGAGCAGAGCUUCGUGCCAGAGCUCGCGGCCGCCUCGCCGCCGUCGGGCCACGCCGUCAGCAGCAGAAAAUCUAUCCCUCGCUGCCGAAGAAUUAACAGAAUGCUCUCCAAUGAAUCCCUCCAUCCUCCCACAUUUAGCCGGUCCAACUCCCAAGCCUCCGUAGACAGUACUUCGAUGGAGGAUUUCUGGUGUGAAGUUGAAAGUAUUAAAGAAAACAGUGAGGGUGGACAGGAAGAACAGACAGUCACUGAGGUCAAGCCUGCUGAUGAAGGAGAGCUUGAAGCUGAGUGGUUGCAAGAUGUGGGUUUAUCAACACUAAUCUCAGGAGCCGAAGAGGAAGAUGGACAGGCCUUACUCUCCACCUUGACUCGAACCCAGGCAGCUGCAGUCCAAAAGAGAUACAACACCUAUACUCAGACCAUGAGGAAGAAGAACAAACACUCUGUCAGAGAUGUCCGAGACAUCUUUGGAGUUGCCGAGUCUCCUACUCCAUUUGAGCCUGUUCCAGUAUCUCUUGUUCCUGCAAAUGGGGUACAGGUGCCAGGGAAGAAGCCAGUUUGGAAAGCAGUUAAUUCCAACAGUUGUCUUGACUGUGGAUUAGAUAAAGACACUCCAUCAGUAGCAGAAGAGUUGUCCUUUGAAGUUUCUUUCUCAGAAUCCAUCACAGAGAUUCCCAAAGAAAAAGAAGGUCUUAAAUCACAAAGGUUUAAAAAAGAAGAUUCUUCCUUAACUAAAUUCAUUGUUCGAAAAAGCAGAUUUGGAUUAACUGAAGUAGGAGACCUGUCGGUUGAAGACAUGAAGAAGAUUCGCUAUCUCUCUCUCAUCGAAUUGACAGCCUUUUACGAUGCUCUGGGGAUUGAACUGAAGAGGAACCGAACAGACAAAGUAAAAGGACGAGAAAAUGGACUUUUCGGUGUUCCACUUACUGUCCUGUUGGAAAACGAUCAAAAGAAGUUACCUGGAAUUAAAGUUCCUCUUAUCUUCCAGAAACUUUUGCAGAAACUUGAAGAAACAGGUUUGGAAACAGAAGGAAUUCUUCGAGUCCCCGGAUCUGCAUCCAGAGUCAAGAAUCUCCGCCAAGAACUUGAAAGCAAAUUUUAUGAUGAUACAUUUGAUUGGGACCAAGUCCGCAACAACGAUGCAGCAGGACUGCUAAAGAUGUUUAUCAGAGACCUGCCCAGCCCUCUCUUUACCGUGGAGUAUCUGCCUGCCUUCAUUGCUUUAGUGGAAAGAAUCUCCAAGAUUAAAUUGCAAUUACAAGCUUUGCACCUUUUGAUCAUGCUUCUGCCUGAUGCCAAUAGAGAUACUGCCAAGGCCUUCUUGAUAUUCCUCAAGAAAGUGGUUGCUAACGAAGGGAAAAACAAAAUGAGUUUGUGGAAUGUUUCCAUGAUCGUUGCACCAAAUCUCUUCAUCUACAAAGGCAAACGCUCCAAUCAGGAAGAGAUGCAGGCAGCUGCUACCACUGCACACAUCGUCCGCCUCUUGAUUAGGUACCAGGACAUUCUGUGGACGGUCCCAUCUUUCCUGAUCACCCAGGUGAGGAAAAUGAAUGAGGCAGCGAUUAACAAUACGAAGAAGCAACCAAUAUUUGACAAAAGCAUGAGAAAACUUCUCAGAAGGAAAACUUUGGAACGAGAAAGACCUGAAAAGAUAGAGGUAGCCACCAGCCCCAGGACUUCGAAGACUCUACCUACGUCACCAUCUUCAAGAAGGAAGUCUGAUAUACCCGAAGGAGUCAUUAGAGUACAUGCACCUCUUCAUUCCAAGGUGUCCAUGGCCAUUCAGCUUAAUGGUCAGACCAAAGCCAAAGAUAUCCUGGCUCGAUUUCACUGUGAGAACAGCCAUGAUUCACCAGGUAGCCUUAAGAUUCAGAACCAAAGCUUAUAUGAAAUUGGAGGCAAUAUAGGGCAGCACUGUUUAGAUCCUGAUGCCUACAUGUUGGAUUUGUAUCAUGCGAAUCCUCAUGCAGAGUGGGUGAUAAAACCAAAGACAAGUUGAACCUUCAGGAAAUGCCCUACUUCUGAGGGAAAGGACUCCACUUGUAUUUUCUAGGCCAAGAAACUCCAGAAUAUGAUGGAAAACCAAGUGGCUGCUUUUGACUCUCUCUGUCCUUCCCAGCCCUCUUAAUCUUGAGAUGCUUCUUCAAGCCAGAAGGUAUUGAUGUGUUCACUGGUUACCAACCUGCAAACCCUGAGAUAACCCCCCUGUCGUAACCAUGGAAGCAGGAGUUUUCUUAUGCCAGUUACUUGACUACAAAGGAAGGAUGAUGGUACUUUCAAAGAGAGGCCAAUCUGGACAAUGGAAAGUUUCAUCCUCUCCAGGAUUUUGACUUAAUAAUUAAAGAAAACUGUGUCCUCUACUUGGACGCCUGUCCUACUCAGUCUUACAGCCUACCAAAUGUAGCAAACACUACCGAAUGCAAGACAUGAUGGAGGGUGCAGAGGAGCUGGCAGGGCAGUUUUGCUAGCAUUCCAAAGCAAAAUUCUCCUUCACCUUUAUAUAUACACCUAUAUAGUAACAACACAGGGCUGCUUUUCAGAAAAAGAAUGGAAAUGCCCAGGGUAGUUGUGCUGCAUAAAUGCAAUUCUUCUAUUCAAACAAAACUUGUUCUGAAAGUAAAAUAUACACUAUUUAUGCUUCUGACUCACUCCUCAUUAUUUGGUUAUUUUGAGGAGAAAGAACUACUGUUUAAAGCAACCUAUACUGUUUAUCUAUGUUGUACUGUAUUGUCAUUCUCAUCAUUCUGAUACCAGUAUGUACUUCUGUGUGUCUGAACAAGUUGAAUUUUUUUUAAGCUUUUCAUCUUACAUUAUGGACAUAGUCUCUGAGCAAAGUGCUGUCAGACUAAGGAUGUGCCUGUUCUUUCAUUUCUCUUUUCUUUGUAAACAGCGGUGGAUUCUGUUCCCUAAUCAUUAUCAUAUUAUUUGGUGAAUGUCUUUCCAUGUGCCAGUCACUGAGUUUCUCUCUUCUCCCAAACAUUUCCUUAUCUAUAUUUUAUGACCAUGCUUAAUUCUAUAGCCACAGUUUUGAAGAGACAGUACAGCUUUUAUCCAGGCCUGAAAAAUACAGCUGCCUCUGGUUCUUACAUGGUAUUGAGACCAUUUUUCACCUUUGAUCAUCAUUCACAGGCACGGUUAAGCACAACUGUUGGACAAUUAGACCGUACAUAUCUAUGUAUGUUGGGUAUGUUUAUUGUCAUAUAUUUUCCAGAUCUGGAAUCUGUCAGAUCAGUUAUUCACCAAUCAUCCUCAUUUAGGAAAGAGAGCCAGUACAAUGUGUUAAGGAAUGCUAUGGUAUUGGUUCCUCUUUAGAUAAUAAGGAUAAAGCCCCUUCUAGGAUCAGUGAAGGAUGGCUAUAGUUUCAAAAUUGUGACAAGAUAUCUUGGGGUGCAUUCUGGUUUUAUAUUGUCCCAUCCAUCCCUUCUCACAUAAACAAAUUCUAUGUCAUCUUUCAACCUUUGGCUUAGGAACGGCAGAUAAUGGAUUUGGGGGAUUAUUUUGGAGCUAUAUGAACUAUAUCCUAGACCUAAAUGCCUCUUUCAGUUGCAGCAAAGCAUUGGUUAAAGCAUCUGGUUAAAGUUUUACAUUUUUUAUGUAGUUUCUCCUAUUAAGUCUCAGGUUCUAAAGCAUUCAUAAUAUCUGCCAGCAUUUGUAAUAAAACUUUAAAAUACACCUCUGUCUUCCAAAAAAAAAAAAAGAAUAUCUUGUUUUCUCUAUGUAAAUACCUGUAUUUCCUGACUGAAAAAAGUUAACUUUUUUUUUUAUUUUCACAAAAAGGGAUGACAUUUUGAAGUAAAAUGUCCCCAAAUCAAAUUCCAGACAUUUUAGACACCAGAACAAGAAAGCUUCCUAAGGUUGUCAUACAUUUCUCUAUUCUAAUUUGUCAUUAAUCUAUAGUUAAAUAUAGAGGAUGGGGAGAAAAAAAAUGAUUUUUCUGUACUCAUCUACUUCUGUGAAAUUUUCCAACCCAAAGGCCUAUCUGAAUCAAUUCUUUCAUUCACUUCACUUCGUUCAAGGACAAUAUCUAUUUGUUACCAAAGAUUUCUAGCAUCUGAGGGAGAAGGGGAAAGCCUUCCUUCUAAAUUAGUCUCAUUAGCCUUAUUGCAUCUGACUUGAAUGUUUACUUAGAAGGCUCUUAACCUAAUGUCAAGAGAGGAUUUUUGUAGUGCAUAUGAGAGGUAGCAAGACAGUGGGGAGAGAGCUACAAUCUAAUCUGGACCAUUAGACCUGGCUUCAAAUACCACCUGCUUCUCAGACUGAUUAUGUGACCUUGGGUAGGUCAUGAGUGCUAGUCAUAAGUGAUCUUAGUGCUAGUCUUAGCUACUGAAACUAAAUUUCAGAGAGGAUGCUGUCUUGCAAUUAGUCGUUUCAUCAGCUAGGAAUUCUUUAUGCCAAUGAAAUUGCAGGUCCAGUGCCCCUCUCCCUAUAUUUAUAUUUAUUAGUUAGUCCUCUGAAAGAGGUAAUUUACUCAUUGGAUUCUUGGUGACUAAAUCCAUCCUUAGAAACAGAAGUGGAUCUUUUCACAGCUCAAUUCUGGAACAGCAGGUGGAUUGAAGAUCCUUACUUUUGACUCUAAAGAGCCUGUCACCUAUAUUUUGGGAGCGCUGUCUUGUCAACAUUUUACAUUUGCCAUACUUUGACAACCAAGCUGCAAAGCUGAAAGUUUACCUGCUAACAGAAGAUGAUGUUAGCUGAGGGGGAAACAUGACGUUUCUAUAAUUCUGCCUGAAUUUGCAAUCUCCAUUCCCCAGCCAUCCCUAACACCCCCAUUAUCUGGGCUCUUGGGGGACUGCUAGAUAGCCAUGCAGUGAAAUGUUAGAGGAAGGGAAAGGAUUUUAAAGGAACUUGACCCAGAGACUCCAUAGCUGCCUUAAGUGUUUUUCCUUUCUCAUUCUGCAAAAAAAUAAAAAUUAAAACAUGAAGGCUUAUUUUGCACGCCGGCACACUUUGUUUGGCGUAAUGGUUCUAGGAAUCGAUGACCUUUGAAGCAUACUGGAACCGCUCAUUGUCAUUACAAUGUACAUACAAAAUAAACUACCUCACUUGCCUUACUCAGACAAAAAGCAUAGUGGAUUAUAAUAGCUUUUGUUAUGAAGUGUCCCUGAGUCUUAUUAUUUAAUGUCAACCUUGUUUUGCUUUUGAUAUUCCUAGUUUAAUGAUGCACAAGAAAUAAGCAAAUGCUCUGAAUAACAAAAUAAAAUAUUCUGUGAAUGUCGUGCUCUGAAAGAGUCGGUGCCGAAAACAUAUUCUCUCUGUCAUUAAUCAUUUGUUUCUUUCUAGCCAUGUUCAGACAACUGGGAGUGAAUCCCAGGAGUUCAAAUGAGGGAUUAAAGGGGAAAAAAAGUUUAUCUUUUCUUCCAGGCAUUUUUCAACUAUUUUCCACAAUGUCUUACUGGAUUGGAAAAUAACAUCAUGCCUCUCGAUAAAGCCAAUCGUUUGUAUAUUUCUGACCCACACAAAAGGGAAACAUGGAUUGUUUGUUACAAUAACUUCCAUUGUAGUUAUAAUAGCAUAUUUGUAAAGUAGAAUGUGUACGUUGUAUUUUAACCAUGAAAAUAAAAAAACAAAACCCCAAA